Molecule: messenger RNA, 969 nt
Organism: Neomonachus schauinslandi (Hawaiian monk seal)
Lineage: Eukaryota; Metazoa; Chordata; Mammalia; Carnivora; Phocidae
Gene: PMM1
Product: phosphomannomutase 1
Exons: 9
Coding region: 79-879 (266 amino acids)
Biological process (GO): mannose metabolic process; GDP-mannose biosynthetic process; protein N-linked glycosylation
Cellular component (GO): cytosol
Molecular function (GO): phosphomannomutase activity
Source: RefSeq, a predicted model, not a curated record
CCGCCCGGUCAAGCCUCUUUCCGAAGCGGCUCCGGCGGCCGCAUCCCUGGCCUCGGCGGUGCGCGCGGAGCUGCAGGUAUGGCGGUCUCCGCUGAGGGCGCCCGCAGGAAGGAGCGCGUCCUCUGCCUGUUUGAUGUGGACGGGACCCUCACGCCGGCUCGCCAGAAAAUUGAUCCUGAGGUGGCUGCCUUCCUGCAGAAGCUGCGGAGUAGGGUGCAGAUCGGUGUGGUCGGUGGCUCCGACUACUCUAAGAUUGCUGAGCAGCUGGGAGAGGGGGAUGAAGUCAUCGAGAAGUUUGAUUAUGUGUUUGCCGAGAAUGGGACCGUGCAGUAUAAGCAUGGACGGCUGCUCUCCAAGCAGACCAUCCAGAACCACCUGGGGGAGGAGCUACUGCAGGACUUGAUCAACUUCUGCCUCCGCUACAUGGCCCUGCUCAGACUGCCCAAGAAGCGCGGAACCUUCAUCGAAUUCCGGAACGGCAUGCUGAACAUCUCGCCCAUCGGCCGGAGCUGUACCCUGGAGGAGCGAAUCGAGUUCUCCGAGCUGGACAAGAAGGAGAAGAUCCGGGAGAAGUUUGUGGAAGCCCUGAAAACAGAGUUUGCCGGCAAAGGGCUGAGGUUCUCUCGAGGCGGCAUGAUCAGCUUUGACGUCUUCCCUGAGGGCUGGGACAAGCGUUACUGCCUGGACAGCCUGGACCAGGACAGCUUCGACACCAUUCACUUCUUUGGGAACGAGACCAGCCCCGGUGGGAAUGACUUCGAGAUCUACGCUGACCCCCGGACCGUCGGCCACAGCGUGAUCUCUCCGCAGGAUACAGUACAGCGAUGCCAUUUCCGUCUACGCCGGGAGGAGGACUGUGCUAGUCUUGGUACGAGAUAGAGCCCGCUCUGCUUGCCUGUCCCAGGCAGGGCGCAGAGCACCAGGGAAGGUGCGUAUUUGCCAGAACUUUCUCUCACAAACAUUAAAGUU